Dreissena polymorpha is the source of this 8064-nucleotide messenger RNA. RefSeq names its product calmodulin-regulated spectrin-associated protein 1-like. Gene Ontology annotation, cellular component: microtubule minus-end. Gene Ontology annotation, molecular function: calmodulin binding; microtubule minus-end binding; spectrin binding. The record is from RefSeq and is a predicted model, not a curated record. Lineage: Eukaryota; Metazoa; Mollusca; Bivalvia; Myida; Dreissenidae. The coding region runs from base 346 to 6213 and encodes 1955 amino acids. The transcript has 20 exons. Gene Ontology annotation, biological process: cytoplasmic microtubule organization; neuron projection development; negative regulation of microtubule depolymerization.
UCAUGCGCGACCGGAAAUAUUUUUGGUUGCUGAUGAAAAUGACUCAGAAAUACAAAUUAUCUGGGUUCUACGAACACAUAUAAGUUGACAUGCCCAAUUUACUUGAUAAAAAUAUUGUCUUUUUAAAUCGAUACAUGAUAAUCAAUCAAAUCUCUGAUUAAUAAUGUUCAAAACGAAUGUAAACAACAACUCAAACAUCUGCAUAAUUGUCACAAUGUCAGAAUUGUGUAACAUUUUAUUAAGUUAGAUGCUAUGCAAGCUCUGUAAAUAUCAAAGUCACUUAUUAUCUAAUGAGUAAGCAAGGUGGCUUCUAUAUGUAACAUUCUCAAAUCUUGCCAAGUCAAUAUGGACACUUGGCAGAGUGAUGGCGCGGAGGAUUCUGAUGGCGAGAUAGUCGAGAUCAUGUCUGUUGAAGAAUACGAUGGAGAAAAGGCCAAAGCGUUGGCCUCUCUGUCCUGGGUCCUCUGCAAGGCCUACCAAGACAAAGUUCCCACUGAGUUCCAUGACCCCUUCUACAUCAACGGAGAGGGCUCAUGGACUAUCAAGCCCCGACUUGCCAAUCUUCUAGCCAGUAGUGAGCUGUACUGUCUGGCCUGUAAGAACAUGUUUGGAGACAAUGCCUCACAGUGGGCAGGGCACUGGAGCAUAAUUCAGGUCCUGUCUAGGAAAGGCAUCUACGCUGUCGGCUCGGACUCCAAUGACGUCACAGAGACCAUUCUCAUGCAGUCGGCACCAUUUAAACUGAAAGCCCAUCUGGCCUUGAUCGACGCCCUGAUGAAAGCCUUCUGUGGGGAGAUCAUGAGUGUAGAGCGCGUGACUCAGACCGUGAGGAGGUUCUCCUCCUUCAACGCCUCCAGCGAGCUUCCCAACGACUCAGAAGAAGCUGUUCUGUUCUGGGUCAACAAAGUGUGUGCAACUGUCCAAGUGAGUCUACAGGAUAGGGCAGCGCAACUAGAGGCUGCAGAUGAUCCCCAGGAGACCAGCAAUGAGCCCCCGGCUGUACCCAUGCUACUGAGACUGGUGGAGGACGUAGGAGACGGGUGCUCUAUAGCUGCCCUCAUCAGCUUCUACUGUCCCAGCAUACUUAGGAUCCAAGACGUAUGUUUGAAGUCCAAUGUGGGCAUAGCUGACUCGCUGUACAACCUGCGACUGAUCAAGUCCUUCUGUGAGCGUCAUCUUCCCUACAAGACGUGGCACUUUACGUUCGAGGACCUGUUGUACAGCCAUGUGAAGUUGAAGGUGAACAUUCUGAUGCUGAUAGCCGAGAUCUUCUACUGGUUUGAGAUCCGCACGGUCCCUGUGGUCACUGGUGCAGGCAUCACUGGGACACCAGAUGCAGGUCGUCACACAUCAGCUGCAGUCUCUCGUGUUCCCAGUGUUCCUAUCAUCAUUGUUCAGUGUUAUAUCUAUAUACAGGUUGUCACACAUCAGCUGCAGUCUCUCGUGUUCCCAGUGUUCCUAUCAUCAAUGUUCAGUGUUAUAUCUAUGUACAGGUCGUCACACAUCAGCUGCAGUCUCUCGUGUUCCCAGUGUUCCUAUCAUCAAUGUUCAGUGUUAUAUCUAUGUACAGGUCGUCACACAUCAGGUACAGUCUCUCGUGUUCCCAGUGUUCCCAUCAGCAAUGUGACCAAGCAGAGCUUUCAGCGCCACCGUGUGGACAGUGAGCUACGCUGCAGUAGCGCCCCCGACCCUCACAAAGGCAGUCCCACCCUGCCCCACCGCGCCCAACCACUUCUGCACAGGCGUCAACAGAACAAUGGGGCUCAUGACGAUGUGCGCCAGUCCCUCAAUGUGGUUGGUGGUCCGGCAGGGAGCCAGUCUCUCAAUGUGGUUGGUGGUCCGGCCGGGAGGCAGAGAGGGCCGCCCAGGGAGUCUGUGGUCGCAUGGCCAGAGAAAUGCCAGCAGUCUGCCCUGAUGGCAGAGAGUGGCAGUGGUGAUAGCAGGAAUCUGCUGGCCAACGUGAGCAUAGACUCUGACAUGAACGCCAGCUUCUCCAGUGGUAGUAUUGACCUCGGUGACCUUGACACCUCCCCCAGGGAUGUCCUGGACCCCACUCCGAGGUUGCAAGGAGGGGCUGACACAGGUCAUGUCAUCAGCUUCAGUCUGCAGAACCAGAAGGGCACGCCAUUUUCCACUGAUAUAAAACGUCAUGAUCUGGAAAGUGUUAACUCUGUGAACUUGCGUGUUGAUGAAGGUUUUGAUUCAAAGCAAUGUGCAGCUGGUUUGAAUAGUGAAAGUAUAACUGCAGGGAACUUUGAACGGUUGUUUCCUGCUAAGCUGAAGCAAGCAAAGGAAAAGACAAGUGUUCAUAGUAAGGAAGAAGAGCAAGGUGAAGUGCUUAAGUGGAAGACUGCUAACCCAACUAGUAAAGUAAAGAAGGGUGUAACUAUUGACCCGCAGUCUACAGUAAUUAACAGCCAGUCGGCCUCUGUGGGACAUGAUAUGAAACUACCUUUUGAAUCUCAAGUGUCAGCUGAUCAAUGUUCUCCUUCCCAUAUGGACAAGUCUGAUCCCAUCCCUAGGAAGUUUGAGGCCUUCUUUGUAGGUGGAAGUGUCGACGGCUCAGUGGACCUGCCAACUCACAGGAGUGACGUUACAGUGGCUGAGAGUUACAUUAUUGAUCACGUGCAUACGCCAGAGGCUGCAAGGGCUGCUGGGAUACCAGUCAUAGAAACAGCCAAUCAGAGCCCUCGCUCACUUGAGUUAGCCAAUCAGAGCCCUCGCUCACUUGAGUUAGCCAAUCAGAGCCCUCGAGCAUUGGCAAUGGCCAAUCAGAUACCCCGAAGUCUUUCACGUGAAGGAAGUGUGGCCAGCAGUAAGAGUUCAGGAGAAUUUUCUGAUCACGAGUCCCAAAAAAUCCACGCUGAUCACAAAACACAGGAAAGUGUCCAGAAACAUGCUUUGAGUGGAAAAGAGAACUUCUUGGAUACGAAUGAUCCAGCUAAUUUUAUUAUACGCAAGCCAGUUCUUGUUUCAAAACCUCCAAAAACUGUUGAUUUUGAAAACAAAAUUCCCUCAACUACUUUUUCUCAAAUAAAACAGCUUCGCAAUGUGGGUAACACGGACAAUUCUGGUUUUGUGUACAUGCAGCAAGGACAGGACGACAACUCCAAACCUUCAUCAUUAAAGGACACUUUCCACAAAAAGCAGCAAGAGAAGAAAUCUCUCUUUAAUUCCUCUCCUUCUCGACAGCCCGUUCCCAACUCUACCCAACCUAUGGCUGUUGAGAAUGAGGCCACUUCUGAGGUCCCUGCAGCCAACGCGGCUGCCGGUCAGGAGUUACUGAAAAUUAAAAUGAAAUUGGAAGAGAAGCGGAAAGCUAUUGAGCGUAAGAAGCAUACACAGGAAAUCCAGCAGCAGAAAAUAAGGCAGAGACUUGGUAAAGCUGCCUUCUUGCAUGUUGUAGGUAAGCCAAAGGAUGGUCCUAGUGACACCACGGAGCUGCAGGCUGAGAAUGGAACAGCGCAGAUGACAAGUACUGCAAACAAUGCAAGAACGGCUGCCCAGUCUCCGAGGUCCCUCAAUGCCAGAGAUGGCAUACAGCAAACCAUUGAGAACGUGCGUAACAACUGGUUCAACAAGGAAGACCACAUGUCACAGGGGGAUGGUGAGAACAGUGAGGGGGAGGGCCAGGGGGCCGGGUUGACUGACAGCGAAAUGAGCAGCUCCCAGGAGAGCCAAGGCAGUCAGCAGGGGAGACGACUCCUGUUUGACCGGCGCAGUGCCUCUGUUGAGAGAGUGGCCUCCCUUGCUGAACAAAGAAUUGCGCAACCAGAUACUGCUUCAUAUCCCAGAAGUGAGGGAAAUGGAUCAAAUAUUGAUGAACUAUCUGCUGGUAUGUCUACCUCCCCAGUGUUCAGUCAGCAAAGUAUUCCCAGUCCCCCAAGACUGUCAGUUGGUCAAAGUGGUUCAUUUGUUGAAAGGCAGUCAAGAUCUGACCUUGGAAGGAAAUCCGAUGUUAAACCAGAGCGACAGGAAUCUUAUGAUGAGUACAGCAACUCUCUGGAUAAGUUAAACCAGAGUUUGACAGAUCUGCAGGGCGAGAUCAUGAAACUGUCCCUGAAGAAAGGUCAACAAUUACAAGUGUCACGGUCCAGGUCAAAGUCUCCAACCCAGGUGGAGGCAAAGCUGAUUGAGAAGCAACCAGCUCUAGUGGACAGUAAUGUUGAGAGGACUUCAGCCCAGCACAAGUCACGGAGCUCCUCUGAGCCACGACAGCUGGCACAGGAAGGUCAGCAGCCAGGAAACUACGCCUCGUUGCCUAGACAACCACCAGCCUACGCACAACAUGGUCAGCAGCAUCAGCUUCAGCAGUACGCAAUGAGUCCCACAUCAAUGGUUGGUCAGAUAGGCCCUAUAUACGGCACCCACGGCCACUACAUGCAGAGCCCUGGUCAUGGGUUCCCCAGCUAUGUGCUAGGCCCAGGCCAGGGUCAGAUGACCUACCCCCAGAUGCAGCCCCCCUUUCAUCAGAGUCCCCCUGGUUUCCCCCACACCGGCGGUCCAGGCAUGUACCCUGGUCAGCCGUACCCUGGGCCCCACAGUCUUGUCUCCCCUCCAUCGGCAGCCCAGCCAGGCCCCUACUCUACCAUGUACACCUCCCCCGGUGUUCCCAGUAACCAGUUCCAGCCCUUACAGCCCCUGCCUGGCCCCUAUACCAACCCCUCACACAUGGGGCAAUACCUGCCACAGGGUCAUCAGCCUCAGCCACACAUGUUUGACAUGCAACAGGCCUAUAAUCAGCAUUCCAGUGUUCAGAAUCCAGUGAGUUCCACCCCAGAAGCAGUUCAGUUGCGUUCUAGUCAGAUACGUGAAAAUAGAGGGGUCACUAAUGACAAUACGAGACAAUUCAAGGGUGACAAUAGUGACUCAAAUGUACAAUCUAGUAGAUCCAGUAACAGUGAUAUCAACAAAUCCAAUAAUGUCAGUGAUAAAAGUGACUCUGGUGUUACCAGGAUUACGGGUAAAACCUCCAGUUCAAAUAGUUACGUGUCUUCUGUGAUAUCGGAUUUCGCUGCUCAGGUGACUCAGCCUGGUGGCCAGGUGCCGGGCACUCACUCGGACGACUUGCAGGGUUCGAGCCUUGGUACCGGCGCUGAUUUGGAUACCAGCACCUCUGGGCUAGACGUCACUCCUGUAGGCUUCGUGGUCGGUCAGGAUGACACCAGUCUAGAUCAGAGUGCAGAGGAGGAGAUGCAUAGGAAGAAGGAGAAGUUGGAGAAAAUGAGGCUGAAACGUGUUGAGGAGCAGGAGAGGAAGAGGCUGAAACUGGAGCAGGACAUGAACCGGCGGAGGGAGAUGGAGAGGUUGAAGCAAGAAGAAAGUGAUCGUAGAAAAUCAGAAGAAAAAGCGCGGCGUGAAGCUAUUUUUAAGCAGUACAUCACAAAGAAGGAUGAUGAUGAGGAAGGCCCGCCGAAGAAAGAGAAGCCCAAACAGAGAACUAGGCCAAAGUCAAUGUUUGUCAAGCCUGAAUUGGUAGAAGGGUUUGAGGGCGCUGGUUCUGUGGACGACUUGACCAGCCGAGUGAUGUCAGCCUCUGUUGGACCGGAACCUUCCAAUGGGGCCCAGUUAAAGGGUACUAGAAACACUAGAUCAUCCAAGUCACCUCAGCACAAACAAGUUAUGAGAAAAGCAGUUUCCAUGAACACCCUUCACAAUGGCAGUGGUGACGGGCGGUCCCUGGCGUAUGGCGGUCUCACCCACCGGCGACCGCUCUCACCAGACCCCAACAGGACACGCAAGGGUCAGAGGUCAAAUGAGAGCUCGGAGUCGGGAUCCUCACAGGGCGGUGUGGACUAUGCAGGUCCGAAGCUGUUUGUGAAGCCGAGUGCCAAGUCUAACAGACACAUCAUCAUCAAUGCUAUCAGUCACUGCUGCCUGGCUGGCUCUGUAAACACGGAGCAGAAAAACAAAGUGCUAGAAGAAAUUGCCAAGUCCAAUGCCAAACACUUCAUCAUUCUGUUCCGGGACAGCAGUUGUGGUUACCGGGGCCUCUAUGGGUUUGACCCGGACACUGAGGACUGCUUCAAGAUAUUGGGCGUGGGUCCCCGGUCAAUACAGCAUGACAUGGUGGAGAAAUACUACAAAUACAACUCAGGGGGCAAGUCGUUCUCCGAGGUUGUCUCUACAAAGCACAUCUCUGUGUCCAUUGACGCUGUCAGCCUGCAGAACGCUGUGUGGAAACCAGCCAAGCCUCCUGCCAAGGCCAUGUGAUAACAUUCCAGAUUCCAGCCUGUGUAGUCAGUCUGUGUAGUCAGCCUGUAAAUUCAGCCUCAGGCUUAAAUGACGGGCACUCCCUCCAGCCUGCAUGAGCCUACGCAAAGCCUUUUAGUGGACACAAACUUAACUAAAGCGGAUGUCAGAGAAUAAAAUGAAUCCUACAUAACAUGUGGCUGUUGAAUAUGUACUGAACAUGCUGUUCAUAUUUAAUGGUUUUGUUGGGUUAAAUGUCUACUUAAUGUUCGUAUUUAACCAUAUAUCAAUGAUAAAAUGGAUUUUCCUAGGGGUAGUAGGGAUUGGCUGAAGAUGUCCAAUGAUAAAUGAUCCUACAUAAAGAAGUUCUAUAAUUACAAGGCAAACAUUACAAUGGAUUACACAGCCACCUAAUCCACUGACUGAGUUAGGUGAAUGGUAAAAGUUCAAACACAUGCCAGUCCCUCUGAGUUUGUAAUGUGUUGUUAGCUUUAUUUAUUAUCCCGGGCUUGGACGGUAACACAUUUGAGCCAAGUUUAUUGGUUAUUGUUCAGCUGCAUACAAAUAGUUAAAAGUUGCGCUUGUAGCCAAACUCAUUUUUAUACACUGAUUAAAAAAAACACUGGGCGUAUUAUGGGAGCACCUGAGGUGGUCAGGCAGGCGAAGUCUAGGAGAACGAUAUCUGCUCAAUUACUCAAACAGUUUAAAUCUGAUCCUCAUGAAACUUGGUAAAAAUGUUUAAUGGCAUAAUAUCGCAACCAAGUGAGAUAACCAGCUUGGUUGCAUGUAGCACUUCUGCAUAAUGGGCCUUGAAUUUUUAAAACAAUAGACAAAUUUACCUUGUCAGAUCUCUAACUCUGAUAGCUUUCAUUGGAUCAUAAUUGUUGUUGUGGUCCGUAUAAUUUCCACCAAGUUAAAUAAUCAGCCACCGACAAGCAUUACAGAGAUAUUUGUUGUAAACAUAAUGGACUUGCUUUGCAUAAUAAGGUAGCAUUGGUACUAUUUAGGUAAUCUUUUUUCAGCUUGCCUUUUUUGCAUUUUAUAUAAAUGCAUUGUUGUGAUUGAUAUAUUGUUUUUCGCACAUUCUUAUUUGAUGUCACUUGGUUGGGAACAUCUGAGUGGUGUAAAAACUCUCUGUGUAAGUCCUAAGGUAGUUGAUCCUGUUGUAUGCCUUGAAUGAUAAUUAUUGUUAAUCAUGAAUAUGUUUCUCAGAUUAAGUGUUAAAGUUUUACAUUUAAAACGGUUGUGCUAUGCAUAGAAAACAGUUGGACAGCGUGACAUUGUGAUCAUCGGGAUUGACAUUGUAUCCUCGCUCUGGGACAAGUGGACUUAAUGCAUGUGCAUAUAGAGGACUUCAAAUGCUUAUCUGGGACUGCAAUUUCCUCUUUCACAGAUUUUUUUGUUUAAGUGAAGUCUCUACUCAGCGGAUAUCCAGUCUAGGCUGAAAGUGUUGGCUGACGACACUUAACGCAUGUUGCCCAGAACAAGGCUCAUUUUUAGCUCGACUAUUAUAUAUGAAAUAUAUAUAGUGGAGCUAUUCUACUCACCCCGGCGUCGGCGUUUUUUUUUUUAGUGUGCAAAUGUUAAAGUUUGGGUACUACCCCAAAUAUUUCCUGUGUCCCAUGACAUAUUGCUUUCAUAUUUUGCAUACUUGUUUACCAUCAUGACCCCAACCUAUAAACAAGAGCACACAACUGUAUCAAGCAUUUUGACAGAAUUAUUGCCCCUUUUAUACUUAGAAUAUGCAUAUUAUUGAUAAAUCUAUGUUUAAGUUUGACAAAACAACACUUACUUGACGCCCCCCCCCCCCCCCAAAAAAAAAAUCUUAUUUUUGAAAGAUUAUCUAUUAAAUGAUCAUACACCCACAUUAUA